AUGUCGCAAAAUCAACGCCGCGGAAGGGGAGGCAACCAAAGCCGCGAAGUGUCUAUUUCCAAAGCAUUGAGUCUACUGUUGCGCCAUGCGGCCGAGAAGGAAGGGUUGAAACUGGAUUCUCAGGGGUAUGCCAACAUGGCGGACGUGUUGGCAUGGAAGAAACUCAAAUCGCUUAAGGUGACGUUCGCCGAAAUCAUUCACGCAGUGGCCUCGUCCGACAAGAAACGCUUCGCACUACUACACAUCCCCUCUGCAAAAGCCAGUUCUACGACGGACGACGCCACGACGCCAUCCUCAGCGCAAGACACAGAAGCAGCCACAGCCAGCGAAACCGAACCAAGCUCCAUGGGCAGCUCCCAGGUCCCGACCACCAGCGCAGACGAGGAGACCGCGACGGCGGCCGCGCUCGCAGUCGAGGAUACCGACCCGUCGCAUUUCCUGAUCCGCGCGACGCAGGGACACAGCAUCAAGAGCGUGGAGGCCGCGGCGUUCCUGGAAAAGCUGACGCUCGAGGAUGAGUUCAAGUUACCUGAGACCGUGGUGCACGGCACAUACCAUGCCGCGUGGCCGGCUAUCCUCAACUCGGGCGGGCUGAGGUGCAUGGGACGGAACCAGGUGCAUUUCGCGACGGGGCCGCCGCUGGAAUCCGUGCUACCGAAGCAUGUGGAUGGGAUGUCGCAUACGGCGGCGCCGCCGGGGGGUCUGAACGAUGGACGGGUGAUCUCGGGGAUGAGACGGGAUGCGCAGGUUUUGGUUUACAUUGACAUCAAGAAGGCGCUGGCUGCCGGAUGUCCGUUCUGGCGCAGUGAGAACGGGGUUAUCCUGAGUGAAGGGGUGGCUCUAGGGGACGGCAAGGAUGCAGGGGAUGGAACGGCGCAGAAGAUUGUUCCAUUGGAGUUCUUCGAUGUCGUGGUGGAGAGAAAAUGUGGGCUGGGGAAGCUUUGGGAGCAUGGGGAGAAGGUCCAGGAGCUGCCGUUGGAAUUGGUCCAGAAGGGCAACCCCAAGGGGCCACGGACAGGACCGAAAGGCGGGAGAGAUGGGAGAACGAGAGGAUGA
Molecule: messenger RNA, 1056 nt
Organism: Aspergillus clavatus NRRL 1
Lineage: Eukaryota; Fungi; Ascomycota; Eurotiomycetes; Eurotiales; Aspergillaceae
Product: tRNA 2'-phosphotransferase
Exons: 2
Coding region: 1-1056 (351 amino acids)
Biological process (GO): tRNA splicing, via endonucleolytic cleavage and ligation
Molecular function (GO): tRNA 2'-phosphotransferase activity
Source: RefSeq, a predicted model, not a curated record